AUGAUUAAUCCAAGGUACAGUACAGAUCUUAAACACUACCGGGUGUCGCGUGGCCUUCGAUGUAAUUCCAACUGCCUGGCGGCCUUAUCCUUAAAAGGACGGGGCGUCGGCGUUCUCGGCGUUCUAUCCUUAAAAGGACUGACGCUCCUUAAUAGUCUGAAGGCCGUGCCAUAUUUUCAUGUGUUUACAGGAUCUUGGCAACUUAUUAUCAAGAGCAUCAACGUACCAGAUAUUAUAAAAGUCAGCAAUGAUUACAUUAUUCUCGAUUGCGAUUACGAUCUCGAGAAUACAUCGAGCAAGGGCCUCGUCGUCAAAUGGUUUUUUAAUACCAACCAAGUAGUUUACCAAUGGAUCUACGGCAGACACCCAUUAGCAGAUGAACCAGCUGCGAAAUAUGUGGAUUUAACAUACAAAGCUAGCGAUGAUCCGUAUACCGAGUACCGAGCCAUGAAAUUGAAUAAACCAGGCAUUGAUCUUACUGGCGAGUACACAUGUGUUAUAUCUACAUUCGAGGAUGAGCGAACGGCGAAUGCAUUAAUGGUAGUGUAUUCGACAGAAGAAAAAUUCGAUCUUGUAUACACAAGAAAAGCUGUAAAUAACAAAAAUGGAGUCGAAAUAACAUGUUUGGCUGAAGGACUUUACCCUCAACCGACUUUAGAUAUCUCUAUUGAGUAA
Messenger RNA from Formica exsecta, 675 nucleotides. RefSeq lists its product as uncharacterized. The transcript is spliced from 3 exons. NCBI's taxonomy places the organism in Eukaryota, Metazoa, Arthropoda, Insecta, Hymenoptera, Formicidae. Bases 1 to 675 code for a protein of 224 amino acids. The record is from RefSeq and is a predicted model, not a curated record.